This is a messenger RNA of Fonsecaea nubica, 912 nucleotides long. RefSeq lists its product as hypothetical. The transcript has a single exon. NCBI's taxonomy places the organism in Eukaryota, Fungi, Ascomycota, Eurotiomycetes, Chaetothyriales, Herpotrichiellaceae. The coding region runs from base 1 to 912 and encodes 303 amino acids. The record is from RefSeq and is a predicted model, not a curated record.
AUGACUUCCAGCACCGCUUCGAGGCCAACAAACUUCCUGAAAAGGAUCUUGUGCUGCUUCGACGACGACGAAGACGAGCGACCACAACAGACGCCUCAGACACAGCAAGCUCCAAGGACACGAUGGGACGCUGCACCGCCCAUCGAUCCUGAGGAGGAGGAACCGGCAGCACCUCCACCGUAUGCCAUCUUCGACCCUCACCCGGAGGACUGCAACUGCGCGAUCCACAUACACAAGCCGAAGCCCAACCGACCGAUCAUCGUCGAAGCGUUCCAGUCGCAGGGCUGCAACUCGUGUCCGCCGACAAACACACUCCUCCUAUCGCUGCUGACGCUGGGUGACCCGAACAUCCUCGUCCUCGACUACCACGUCACGUACUGGGACCACCUGGGGUGGACGGACCCGUUUGGCACGGCCGGGGCGGACGAGCGCCAGCGGGAGUACGCGCAGGCAUACGGCACGUCGAGGGUGUACACGCCGCAGGUGGUGGUGAACGGCGUGUCCGAGGGCGCGGGCAAUUCGACCUCGAAGCUCGAGCGGCUGAUCAAACAAGGCGGCCGGCUCGCCAGCAAGGACUGGCCGUGGCUGCUGUUCUCCAAGGUCGACACCGGCGUCUUCAUCCGCGAGGCCAAUCCGGAAGCCGCCGCGACGGGCCGCAUCGGCACCGUCGUCGAGGUCAUCUACGACCCGACCCUGCAGGAGGUUAAUGUGUCGAGAGGCGAGAACGCCGGCAAAACACUGGCGCAUCGCAACGUCGUCAAGAGCGUCCGCAACCUCGGCGAAUGGAGAGGUGGGAGAGGUGUGGUGCCCCUCCCUCCGCGCGACACCACCGACGGGCUGGAGAGGGUCUUGAUCGUGCAGGAGGGGAGCGGUGGUGGACAGAUUAUCGGCGUUGCGCGGAUCCAUUUCUAG